Ixodes scapularis (black-legged tick) is the source of this 1222-nucleotide messenger RNA. RefSeq lists its product as uncharacterized. Lineage: Eukaryota; Metazoa; Arthropoda; Arachnida; Ixodida; Ixodidae. The transcript is spliced from 9 exons. Gene Ontology annotation, molecular function: RNA binding. Bases 152 to 1222 code for a protein of 356 amino acids. The record is from RefSeq and is a predicted model, not a curated record.
GGCCAAUCCGCCAUGCGGCCGAAUCAAGCAGCCAAGCCAAGCUUAGCGGCAGAAAAGCGCAAAGAAUCGUGCGAAAGCGCGCAAACAAACACACAAGCAGAGUACAAGACACGUGAUUGGCGUGUCGCGUGCGGCAAGAUCGGCGAGCGCAAUGUCGCAAGAUCUGGAUUUGUGGGACCCGUUGAGCGAAGAGUUUAACUCCCCUUCAUUCAACUGCUACAAUGAAGGCCCUGGUGUCAAUCUGCCCCUUGGCGGCUUGCCUUCAUUUGCUACAGAUGGGAAGGUCAAACAGAAGACUAGGACUCUCUGCAUCAAGAACGUUCCCGUCGACUUGACGGAGGUCGGAGUGCGGAACCUUUUCUCGAACUGCGGCAAAGUCCUGUCUGUUUCCAAGCUUCAUCCAAAGCCCGAGUAUCCGGAUAAGACAAUUGCGUUUGUUGAUUAUGGCACGACCGAAGAGGCCCUGCACGCGAUCCAGCGACUGCACGACCGGCCGCCUUUCUUCUUGAAGGUCAGCCUGGCAACCAUGGCUGCCUCCGACCGUUCCAAGAUGGAGGCUAGGCUGAAGGAAGAGUUGGACGAGAUCCGUCGUAAGGUGGAAGCGGAACGUGCCAAGUCUGAAGUGGUGACAGCCCCCUGCCAGCCGUCGACCGACGGAGGAGUGGUCCCAGCCCCUGCUGCUGGGAAAAGUCUUCCAGCAUCCGGCGAAUUCACCCUCGAAGACCUCAAGGAUGCGAAAACGGAGCUGGGGUUGGGAUCGCGACGGCGUCGGAGCGGCUCCGCCAGCUCCUCGUCCUCGUCGUCGGGUGACUCCUUCAAGACGACGUGCGAGUUCCCUGGUGGCAGCAGCAGCGACGCGACGCUGGAGGACGAAGUGCUGGUGAUUCGAGGCAACGGCGAUGGCAAGGUAACUCGCUUCUUCCAGAAGCGGGAAGGAAAGGGCAGGUGCCUCUUCUGCAAGGCUCCAGCCGACCUCCACUGCGCUAGAUGCAAGAUGCCGUACUGCUCCCGAAAGUGCCAGACGAAGGACUGGCCAUCGCACGAAGACGUCUGCCACCAGCAGAGUUCUUCACAGCAGCUGACGGUGGCCGAAGCGAGUGACGGGAUCCUGGUGUCGCGUUCACAUCCAAGUGACCAGACGCAAGCGAGGGUCGGAGCAGAUGCGUCACCAGGGUUUGAGACAAGCACCGGAAUCAAAGUGAGCUCGUGUUACGGUUUCUAG